UAGCAGCCUAAAAUUGUGUUCCGUUCCGACUAUUCUUCCAAAAAUCGACCCAUUUUUGAAUAUUGUGACCUAUUAAACCAUUGCUGAAACUUAAGAGAUUGCGUGAUCCAACUUUAAAGGUAAAUUCCAAAUCCACGUUUACUGUGAAAACAGAUCUCUUUGCUAGAAAACGUGCCUUUACAUCUUAAUCACGCUCUAACAUCAUACUAUGGAUUUAAUCCACAUUCCUUUACACAGCUUAUGCGGUAAUGAUGAUUCACUUAUCUCUCUAGAUAACUGUCAAGGUGAAAGACGUAUUUAAUAGCUAGUUAGGCUAAUUCAUGACACACGUGGCUAAUAAAUCAACAUUGUAAUGGCUUGUUUUUUUUUACGUGCUGAGAAAACGGGCGGCAUGGGCCAUUUGAAGAAAGCUGGGGUGCUGAAGCGUCGUUUUUUUCGGAGUCAGAGGGUUUUAAUGGCAUACCUGUAGGCUAUGGAAUUUGUCAAUCGAGGCUAUUUACACGAAACUCUAAAAUCUUUAAAGAAACAAAUCUUUCAAAAUCGGCAUAAAGCAGGCUUCGUGAUUUUGGCUUAUGCAAAUGACUAAAAGUCGAAAAACCAGAUUUCCCCCCAAUAGCCUCAACUUGCCAGGCGACGAAUAGGGGUCGGCGACGCACGUGAUACUUGUUUUUUCAGUAAACCUUCGGGACUCCUACCUGUCCUUCUUUCACCCGUCCAGGAUGAUCCCUGUGACUGAGUUCCGGAACUUUGCCUCGGGACAGCACCCUGAGUUCCGUGUUCUAAAGCCAUGGUGGGAUGUGUUCUCAGAAUACCUCUGUGUGGCCAUGCUCAUGAUUGGUGUGUUUGGGUGCACGCUACAACUUACCCAGGAGAAGAUAUCAUGCCUUCCCAGUCAUUUCUCCAGCCCCACCCCAGAGGCCAUUGACUGCAGCCACAUUCGCAGCCACAGGGAGAAUGAGACUUGGGAGCACCAUACCUUCGUCAAGCCCAUCAGCCCUAUCAUCCAGGAGGUGUUCGGACGUAAAAACGACCUCGAUAUCCACCAGUACAUAUUUGUCAACCACUACUGUUACGAGCGGGCGGUGCACUGGUAUGGCAAAUAUUUCCCCUACCUGGUCGUAAUCCACACCGUUGUCUUCAUGGUGGCCAGCAGCUUCUGGUUCAAGUUCCCCGGGACGUCGUCGAAAAUUGAACUCUUCGUCAGCAUCCUGGGGAAGUGUUUUGACUCGCCCUGGACCACUCGGGCACUCAGUGAGGUGUCGGAGGAGCGCGGCGAGGAAAAGAUGGUGAUAUGGAGGAAGACAACCAUGUCAAAGUCAACGGCAUCAGCAUUCGCUACCUCGCCAGAAGGCGGACCUGGAGUAGAGGAGGAGACUGUGGGACUUCUCCGGCAGUCGUCCGUCAAGUCAAAUCCAGACAAGAAGAACCUGGAACCGCAACCAGCAGCCUCACUCCUGGACAAGAAAGAAGGAGAGCAGGCUAAAGCACUAUUUGAGAAGGUGAAAAAGUUCCGAACACACGUAGAGGAGUCCGAUCUUCUCUACCUGAUGUAUGUUCUCCAGACCUCCCUCAAGGUCUUCCAGUUUGUCCUCAUCACCUGCUACAGUGUUGCGUUGGUGCCCAACAUUGAGAUUGUGGUUCGUUGCUUUGUUCCUCCGGAGCUCACAGGCUUUGACAUCUACUGCUGUAACCACAACAAAGCCCACCUCUUUUCCAAACUGUGCUACUGUUACAUUUGCUUUGUCGGAGUCUAUGGGCUCCUGUGCAUCUACACUCUCUACUGGCUCUUCCACCGGCCCCUAAAGGAGUACUCUUUUGAGCAUGUGCGCCUGGAGACAGGCAUAAAUGACAUCCCAGAUGUCAAGAAUGAUUUUGCAUUUCUCCUGCACCUCAGUAACCAGUACGACGCUCUCUAUUCCAAACGCUUUGCCGUCUUUCUGUCUGAAGUCAGUGAGAGUUGUCUCAAACAAGUCAACCUUAACCACGAAUGGACCGCCAAGAAACUUAGAUCCAAACUCACCAGGAAUGCUGACAACCGCCAAGAACUUCAUCUCUUCAUGCUUCCUGGUCUCCCAGACACAGUCUUUGAAAUCCCAGAAGUAGAGUCUUUGAAACUGGAGCUUCUGACCAAUGUGACCAUUUCCUCCAGUGUGGUACAGCUAGCUUCUCUCCAAGAGCUGUCCCUCAUCCACUGUCCCGCCAAGCUUCAGCUCGCCGCUCUGUCCCACUUUAGAGAGAAGCUCAAGGUGCUCAGGCUUGCUUUUCAGGGCCUUGAACAGGUGCCUAUGUGGAUGUACACUCUGCAGAAUCUCGAGGAGCUCCACCUGAGUGGCCCGUUGGCUCAAGAACUCUCCCGCAGUGCCACCUUAGACUCCCUGCGUGAGCUGAAGGAGCUACGAGUCCUCACCCUUCGCAGCCGUCUAACCAAGAUCCCGCCAAGUGUUGGCGAUGUGGCGGUCCACCUUCAGCGCCUCUGCAUCUACAACGAGGGUCUCAAACUCCAAGCCUUCAGCGUCCUGAAGAAACUAUCCAACCUGGCUUCUUUGGAGCUGACUGGGUGCCAGCUGGAGAGAAUCCCCAGUGCUGUCUUCAGCCUGUCCGGCCUGCAGGAGCUGGACCUGAGAGAAAACAAGCUGACGACCGUGGAAGAGAUCUUGAGUCUGCAGCACUGCCGGCGCCUGGUGAUCCUUCGUCUGUGGCACAAUAGCAUUAGCUACAUCCCGGAGCACAUCUCCAAGCUCAAGUCCUUGGAAACGCUGGACAUCAGCUGGAACAAGCUAUGGAAACUUCCAUCACGCCUCUUCUACUGUACCAAGCUUCGUCACCUGGACUUGUCCCACAACCAGCUUGCGUCGUUGCCCUCGGAAGUGGGGAUCCUCCAGAGUCUACAGUUCUUCUCUGCAGCAUUUAACUGUCUCGAACAGCUGCCAGAGGAGCUGUUCUCCUGCAAGAGACUUAAGACUCUGGCGCUGGGCAACAACUGCCUGCUCUCGCUUAGCCCCAAGGUGGGUAACUUGGCCCAGCUAGUGCGCCUGGAGCUUAAGGGGAACCGGUUAGAGUCUCUUCCCCCAGAGAUUGGGGACUGUCCCUUGUUGAAGACCAGUGGUUUGGUCGUAGAGGACAGUCUGCUGGAUCUACUACCGUCAGAUGUACAGAGUAGGAUGAAAGACACAGUGCACUGAUGACAGCUGAGCGACAGGAGGUUUAGUGACACUAAAUUGGACAGACCUGUCAGCCCUGUGGAAAUUGAUCGGGCCACUGGAAAUUGAUCGGGCCACUGGAAAUUGAUCGGGCCACUGGAAAUUGAUCGGGCCACUGGAAAUUGAUCGGGCCACUGGAAAUUGAUCAGUCCACUGGUUGGGUCCAAAUUAAGAAAGUAUAACAAGUCUUCAAGCUACGAAGGAACUAUGUACAUGGCGUAGUAUUUUUCCCUAAAAUUCACUAAUCAAUACAAUCAUUAUCAACUGCAAUGUACAUGUAUUUUGGUCAAAUCACAUUUACUUAUUGUCUUAACUUUUCAAAAUAUUUUUAAAUAUAAAAUUGGCUUGGUUUUUGCUCAUAGCAGCACUGUGAAAUUUAGGAAAUUUUUAUAGACAGGUGUGUGCCCUUCUAAGUCAUAUCCAGUCAAUUGAAUUUGUCACAAUUGGACUACAAUUAAGUUCUAUAAACAUAUAUUUGAUUAUAAAUUGUGUUCUGUAUAACAGAACCGACUACUUUCUGAAACGUCUGCAUGUAUUUCCGUCAUAUGUUAAUCCAUACCUUUUUCAAACCAAAUGUCUUGCCUGGGGGUUGAACAUAGUUUCUAAUGAAUGCUGCCUCACGGAAUGUGAGGUUUGCAGAACUAGCAAAGUAAGUUUGAUACUGUUCUUGUUAGACACACUAGAAAGAAAAGAGGGUUUCAGGGCUGUUGGAGUCUGUUUCAAGAAACUCUGAAGAAAACCACACGUGUCCGUUUUAAAGCUGCAACCUCACUGCUUUACCGUUCACUCCAAGUGAAUGUCACUAUUUUCUAUUACUAUAUGGUAAGUGAAAUCCUUGCUUAUUAGAAUCAUAGUACAAAGUUGUCUUUUUAGGAUAGCCCCACAGUAAUAAAUGCGGUUGGUUCCUUUGUUGUAAACAUUUGCAUUUUUUCUAUGUCAAGGGAUGGUUAACCUUACGAGAGAGAAUAAAACGCUACAUAGACUUCUCUACGUAGACUUUGCCUAACCAUUUACAGAGCAUUUGAAUUUAUGCCGGUGUGUUUCGAGACAUACCACGCAGGAUUGUGACCUUCAGUCGUGGGAAAAUCAAGCACUAUGCUUGAGCACUGCACAGAAACUUGAUACAGUUAUGACAGAAUUGUCUUCACACUUGUUAAAACUCAGGGGAGUUCCGCCGGGAAUGGCAAGCUCGCUACCUCAGAAGAUGGUGUCUCCAGCUAUCGAUUUUAUGCAGUAGAGAAAUCAUACUUCUAAGAUCGAUAGAGAACUCCAGUUCCAUCCAGCCAGGUGGUCCUGUGAACAAGAAUGGGCAAACGCUGUAUCCAGUUCAACUGGUUUUUGUCAUCACAGAGCGCUCUCUCUCUCCCUGUCAUGGAAAUGUAAUGAAAAUGUUGACCUAGUGUGACCUAGAGACCUUUUAUUUAAUUAAUUAACUUAGCAACCCUUUGAAUGAAUGCUGGUCUUUGUGUUUCUAUUCAGCAGUCGAAACUAGAUGGAGUCCAAGUCAGCUACCCAUCAAGUAAUACUACUUCUGAUAGUGUAAUACAAAGCUAAACAUGUUGCUUUGCAACAUAGUACGAUAUGUUAAGUCAAUAUGAUGAAACUCGUGUCAGGACGCAAUUCCUUUGCAUCCUUGCACUACAUAGACACACCCAUGCCAGGCGUUUUUAUUCUUUGUUGUCAUCAACCUUGUUUUUAGCGCCACGGCAGCACAGUCAUUUAAUCCACGAAACCAGUGCUAAUGAUGAAUGUGACGAAAGUACAGUCCGCUUUUGUAAGGCGAGGUGCUUACAAACACGGCGAAGACUACAGUCUGCUUUUGCGUGAGGUCAUUGACCUUAUUGUUUACAGAUGCGAAUUUACUGGAGACACGCACCCCUACACUUACACCAGAGCUCUGCUGCUGUCGGUGUGUGUUUGUGUCUCCUAGUCCUGUCAUCCAUAUUGUGGCCUGUACCCACUCCGGCUUAGUGCAGUCUGGACUUCUGUAUACAUAAUUAAAGAUCAUAUUAACCAAGCCUGGGUAGUACACACACACACACAGGCCUGUCCUCACGCACUCCUCCUCACACACUCGUCACACACACACACUCGUCGCCACACACACUCCGCCUCACACGCUCCUCACACACUCCUCACAGAUGAGGCUGGUGCCCUUGUGCCCUCUCUCCCUUUCCC
Esox lucius (northern pike) is the source of this 5378-nucleotide messenger RNA. RefSeq names its product volume-regulated anion channel subunit LRRC8C. Gene Ontology annotation, molecular function: protein binding. The record is from RefSeq and is a predicted model, not a curated record. The transcript has 4 exons. Bases 720 to 3182 code for a protein of 820 amino acids. Lineage: Eukaryota; Metazoa; Chordata; Actinopteri; Esociformes; Esocidae.